AUCCAAUCAAAGCGGCGCGCGGGAGGUUAAAAUUGUCCAUUCAUACCCGCCUCCAUUCCUUUUUUCUCAUUUCUGGAGGCAGCGAUUUCUUCCUUCCUGGAAAACCAAAAACCUAAUUAGGGUUUUCUCUGUUUUCAGCUCCUCCACUACAGUUUUGCUGAAAUGGGAGUUCCGGCGUUUUACCGCUGGUUAGCGGAGAAGUAUCCUAUGAUUAUUGUUGAUGUUAUUGAGGAAGAAGAAGUUGAGAUUGAUGGAGUUAAGAUUCCUAUUGAUACCAGUAAACCUAAUCCUAAUAAUAUCGAGUAUGAUAAUCUUUAUCUUGAUAUGAAUGGGAUUAUUCAUCCUUGCUUUCAUCCUGAAGACCGGCCUUCUCCAGCAACAUUUGAUGAGGUGUUUCAGAAUGUGUUUGAUUACAUUGACAGGCUUUUUAAUAUGGUUCGUCCUAGAAAGCUUCUAUACAUGGCAAUUGAUGGUGUUGCUCCAAGAGCCAAGAUGAAUCAGCAGCGUUCUAGGCGUUUCAGGGCAGCCAAAGAUGCAGAAGAUGCUGCUGCUGAAGAAGAACGGUUACGUCAAGAAUUCGAACUGGAGGGAAAAAAGCUUCCUCCAAAAGAGGUGUCACAAACUUUUGACUCCAAUAUUAUUACUCCUGGAACAGAGUUCAUGGCAGUAUUGUCUAUCGCGUUACAGUAUUAUGUACACAUGAGAAUUAAUAAUGACCCUGGGUGGAAAUCUGUUAAGGUUAUAUUAUCUGAUGCAAACGUACCUGGGGAAGGGGAACACAAGAUUAUGUCAUAUAUACGUCUUCAAAGGAAUCUUCCUGGUUAUGAUCCAAAUACACGCCAUUGUCUUUAUGGACUGGAUGCAGAUUUAAUUAUGUUGGCUCUUGCUACCCAUGAAGUUCAUUUCUCAAUCCUCAGAGAGGUUGUAUUUGUCGCUGGACAGCAAGAUAAGUGCUUUCUGUGUGGUCAAGUUGGCCAUUUAGCAGCUGCUUGUGAAGGCAAGGCCAAGAGGAAAGCUGGUGAGUUUGAUGAGAAAGGUGGUGACGAUGCUGCUGUGCUCAAAAAGCCUUUUCAGUUCCUGAAUGUGUGGACGUUGAGGGAAUAUUUGGAACACGAGAUGAGGAUUCCUAACCCUCCUUGUAAGAUUGAUUUUGAGCGCAUUGUUGAUGACUUUAUCUUCAUUUGCUUUUUUGUGGGCAAUGACUUCUUACCGCACAUGCCCACAUUGGAAAUUCGCGAGGGUGCAAUAAACUUGCUGAUUGCUGUGUAUAAGAAGGAGUUUCAUGCAUUAGGCGGGUAUCUAACUGAUGGGAGCAAGCCUAACUUAAGCAAAGUUGAGUAUUUCAUUCAAGCUGUCGGAUCAUAUGAAGACCAAAUUUUUCAGAAAAGAGCUCGUUUACACCAACGACAAGCAGAUAGGAUAAAAAGAGAAAAGUCACAGGCCAAAAGAGGAGAUGACGCGCAGCCUCUAGUUGAGCCUGAGUCCUUGGUUCCUGUUUCACGAUUUCAUGGUUCUCGCCUGGCUUCAGCCCCUUCACCUUCACCCUUUCAGAAGGGGCCUGGUGGGAGUUCAGAAAAAGCAACGUCAAAGCCUCAUAAAGUCGCACGUGUGUCUACUGCAGCAAGUAUCGGUGCUGCUAUUGUUCAGGCUGAGAACGGUCUUGAAGAUGACGAAUAUGAAAACAAAGAAGAGUUGAAAGCAAAGCUUAAGGAGUCCAUUCGUGAAAAGUCAGACGCUUUUAACUCAGAUAAUAGGGAAGAGGAUAAGAUUAAAUUGGGGGAGCCUGGGUGGAAGGAGAGGUAUUAUGAAGAGAAGUUUUCUGUAAAAUCUCUGGAGGAGAUGGAAAGCAUUCGCAAAGAUGUUGUCCUGAAGUACACCGAAGGCUUGUGCUGGGUUAUGCAUUAUUAUUAUGAAGGUGUCUGCUCAUGGCAGUGGUUUUAUCCUUAUCAUUAUGCUCCUUUUGCUUCUGAUAUCAAGGACAUUGCAAGCUUAGAUAUCAAUUUUGAGCUAGGUUCACCCUUCAAGCCAUUUGAUCAACUUAUGGGUGUUUUUCCAGCUGCAAGUUCCCAUGCACUUCCAGAACAUUACAGGAAGUUGAUGUAUGAUCCUACUUCUCCAAUUAUUGAUUUUUACCCCACAGACUUUGAAGUUGACAUGAAUGGGAAGCGUUACUCUUGGCAGGGUAUUGCAAAGUUGCCUUUUAUUGAUGAAACCCGCCUGCUUGCUGAGAUUGCAAAAGUGGAACAUACUUUAACGGCAGAAGAAAAGGGAAGGAAUAGUAUCAUGUCUGACAUGCUGUUUAUAGCAGUAUCUCAUCCACUGUCCCCUUACAUUUUUUCUCUUGAUGAUCGUUGUAAACAAAUGAAUGAGGCAGAACGGUUACAAGUCAAAGAAAAACUUGAUCCCAAGGCCAGGUCUACUUGCAGUGGGGGAAUGAAUGGUUACAUUUGCCUUUGUGCUGGAGACCCUUGCCCUCCUAUUUUCAAGUCUCCGAUUGGUGGAAUGGAAGAUAUUGUUGACAAUCAAGUCAUAUGCGCAAUAUACAAACUCCCAGAUUAUCACAAACAUAUUUCACGACCACCUCCUGGGGUGAAAUUUCCAGCGAAGAUUGUCUCGAUGGGAGAUUUGAAAGAGCCAGUCCUAUGGCAUGAGGAUAAUCGAGGAAGAUAUAAUGAUAAUGGAAGGCGACAUAAUGGCAAUGGUAGACGGCAUGAUGAUAAUGGAAGACGACAUAAUGAUGAUGGAAAACAACAUAAUUAUAAUGGAAGACGUAUGGAUAAUGGAAGGCCACCCCCCCCUGGAACCAUAUCUGGUCGUCAGCUCGGAGAGGCAGCCCAUCGGCUGGUUAUUAAUAGCUUACAAAUGAGACCAGAUCAGAAGGGAUACGGGCAAUAUGGCAGAUCUUCAUCUUAUGAUCCGGAUCACUAUGGUCAAGAUUAUGGAAGGAUGACGCCGCCUACUGGGUCUUAUCCGGUUGGUGGAUAUCAGCGUCCUCCAGCUGUGGAACAAAUCCAUCCGAGUCGGCCAUACACGGCACCUGUUUCCCACCAACCGUAUGGAAGGCCCAACUAUCAAAAUCAAAGAAGUCAUAUGUCAGCACCUCCUCAAGGAUACUAUCAGCACAAUGGGCCUCCGCGCCACCCACCCGCUGGACCGGCAGCUCCUGUUGCACCUCAAGCAUACCAUCAACCAAGUGGUUAUAGUGGGCAUCAGGGUGGUCAAAGUUACGGAGUAGGUGGUUAUAAUCAGUGGGGUGGACGUCCACAAUCCCAAAAUGCUGGUAGAGGAUAUGGUAAUAAUUCCCAACAAGGAGGCAACCGUUUCUCCACAUUCAAUAGAGGACAAAAUCAUAGGCCACCGUCAAAUAACCGUGGCCGAUAGUAAAAUCGCUUGAUCCUGAGAAGGUGACUCAGGUAAUGAUCUGUAAAUUAUGCAGUUUCAGAUGGUAGAGCUCUAGCAUUCUUUCAGCUGCUUAUUUAUGUAAUGUUUUUAUAUAGGCCCAUUUUUCCUAUAGAAGUUGUAUUGUAAUAUGCUUGUAGUUGUGCCACUCCUGGCAAUAGAAAUAGUAACUUUUUACCAUUCAUCCAGUUUUUCCCAAAUUUCCAACAAUUAUUGCAAUUGAACUAUCUUUCUUCGAA
Messenger RNA from Amaranthus tricolor (Joseph's coat), 3638 nucleotides. RefSeq names its product 5'-3' exoribonuclease 3. Gene Ontology annotation, biological process: nuclear-transcribed mRNA catabolic process. The coding region runs from base 163 to 3381 and encodes 1072 amino acids. Gene Ontology annotation, cellular component: nucleus. The transcript is spliced from 23 exons. Gene Ontology annotation, molecular function: RNA binding; zinc ion binding; 5'-3' RNA exonuclease activity. Lineage: Eukaryota; Viridiplantae; Streptophyta; Magnoliopsida; Caryophyllales; Amaranthaceae. The record is from RefSeq and is a predicted model, not a curated record.